Messenger RNA from Mycotypha africana, 1710 nucleotides. RefSeq lists its product as uncharacterized. The coding region runs from base 77 to 1393 and encodes 438 amino acids. Gene Ontology annotation, cellular component: nucleus. The record is from RefSeq and is a predicted model, not a curated record. Lineage: Eukaryota; Fungi; Mucoromycota; Mucoromycetes; Mucorales; Mycotyphaceae. Gene Ontology annotation, molecular function: zinc ion binding; RNA polymerase II transcription regulatory region sequence-specific DNA binding; DNA-binding transcription factor activity, RNA polymerase II-specific. The transcript is spliced from 8 exons. Gene Ontology annotation, biological process: regulation of DNA-templated transcription; cellular response to starvation.
CACCUCUUGUCAUUAUUGUUUUCAUUUUGGAUCAUUUAUUUUUGCUUGAUAGUCAAAGCAGAUCAAUGGGAACACAAUGCCUGAACAGCCGCAACAAACCGAUCCUGUCAAUAACGAGCAGCAGCAGUUACAGCAGUCUGUGAAACGAAGAAGAAAGAAAGCUUCUAGAGCCUGUUCGCACUGUCAGAAAGCUCAUUUAACAUGCGAUGACUCCCGUCCCUGUCAAAGAUGCAUUAAACGUGGACUAGAGGAUACUUGUACAGAUGGAGUCAGGAAGAAAGCAAAAUAUUUACAGGAAGAUGAAAACGUUGAUCAGCGUUUCCAAACAGCAACAAAUAGUGUAACAUCCGUAGGGUCAACACCCAUAGUGAUGAAUUACAGUGAGAAUGAUGGUUUUCGAUCUGAUACAGUUAGACAGCAAUACAAUACAAUAUCCAAUUUGAUACCCUUCUUAGACAGCAAUCGCAAUACUACUACUACCACUAAUAAUACUAAUACUGGCAAUGACGCCAAUAAUAUAUAUGAACCACCCACUAUGAUGGAUACUUUUUCUCAGCAAUCACAGCCAUUAGCCCUGAACUGGGCUUCUCUUAUAGAUCCCAAUGCGUUGAUUAUGAACAAUAUACAAUCAGCGACUAACUCGCCUAUAUCAACACCUCCUUUACAGCCUCGUACAAUUGUCACAUCCGGAGCAAGCACUCCUUCGCAAUUAUCACAAUCAUGGCAACCACCACAAUCUGCAGCAUCGGAAACUGUCAAUGAUCAGCAACAGCAACAAGUGUUAUUGAAACGGAGAAAAGGCGUCGGAAACACACCUCAUGAAGUCUAUGCCCGUGUUAAUAAACCCUAUAAUUACGCAGAAAGUUAUCAUCAUUUGAUCGAGUAUGUUCGUCAAAAAAUGGGUCGUGACGAACUGAUACGCAUUAGUCGAGCUUUAGUUCAAUUUCGACCUUCUUAUAUGUCGAUUGUUGCCUCGUUGACGGAAGAAGAUUUAGUCUAUAUGGAAAAGUGCGUGCAAAGAACUCUUCUUGAGUUUGAAAAAAUGAUAAGUUUCUCAGGUACACCUACUGUUGUUUGGCGAAGAACAGGUGAGAUUGUGCUUGUUGGCAAAGAGUUUUUACUAUUAACGCAAUGGAGUAAGGAAAUCCUUUUGGGAAAGAAGACAUACAUCUACGAGUUGAUGGAUAAUGGAUCAGCCAUUGAGUAUUGGGAAAAAUUCUCUCAACAUGCUUUUGACAGCUUAGAAUCUGGAGUUUAUAUGUCUGUCAUUUUGAUGAGCCCAACAUACCGCCCUGUGCCUUGUACAUUUUGCUUUACCUUAAAGCGUGAUAUUUUUGACCUUCCUUGCGUAGUUGUAGGCAAUUUUUUACCGAUCCUUGGGGCGAAUCGAUAAGGAUACUUCAUCAUAAUAUAAUGUUCUCAUCAGUGUUGAUGAAAACCUUAAUAAAGGGCCCAUUAUCUUUAUUCAAAUCGAUACACUUAAAAUUCGAUAAUUCUCAAUUACGUGCAAAGAAGGACUGCUCUGUUUAUAACACCCAAAUUAUUAAGUUCACUUUCAAUAUAGACCAACACACUCCAGCUGUUAUUCUACUCGAAAAGACUCACAGUAUUACUGAUAUUGUAUGCGCUCCGCUAGACACUGAAAAUAGUGAAUAACAGUGCAAAAUCAUUUGGGUAGCUUUUUUAAGGGGAGUGAGUAGAAUUGAUUGG